GCCCCGAGGUUGCCUUGGGAUUUGCUUGGCGCCCCGGGGAUCCCUGGAUUGACAGGGCGCGCAGUCACGUGACAGUGACCGCGCCAUGUUCCCAGUGCUGAGUUGUAGUCACACAGCCGCCAGCACUUGGGAAAGUAGCAACAGGAACAAGAAGUUUGGGGCGAGCAAGUUUUUAAAACACUGCGAAAAUUAGCACACAACAUCCUAGGAGUAUAAAUGCGUGACAAGAAAACACCAACAUAUUUUUGCAACUAAAGAAGAGUAGUUUACAGAGCUAUUUUUUAAUACAUUGAAAACACCAGCCGUAUUUUUGCACGGUAUGUGUGAAAAGAAGGCUAUUAAAAAUUCUGUCCCUUCCAAUUGCUUUUGAGUUGCAUGGUUUCUUUUGAAGGGUAUGCUGUGUUUUUAUUUUAUUAUUAUUUUUUUUUAAAGUUUUUAAAGUAAACAGUACAAUUUUCUGGGAUUGGAAACUACACAUUGAAAGAUAACAGGUGAAAAAACAUAUAUUACACGUGGGGAUAUUAAUCCAAGAGAGAUUGUUUGGAUAAGUAAAAAGGAUUACAAUUUUAAAGAGGCCAAGGCUUUUUAGAAUGGCCGAGGUUGGAACUCAAGAUGCAAGUCUUGAUGAGGCAGCCAACAACGAAUUCAGCAACAUCAUCAAGUCCAGAUCAGAUGAACACGAUGCAGUACAGAGGAAAACCUUUACAAAAUGGAUUAAUGCCCGCUUCACGAAGGUUGGGAAGCCCCCAAUCAAGGACAUGUUUGCUGACCUCAGGGAUGGGCGAAAGCUUUUGGACCUUCUUGAAGGCCUCACAGGGAGUGUCUUGACCAAAGAACGUGGAUCCUCGCGGGUGCAUGCCCUAAAUAAUGUCAACAAAGUUCUUCAAGUUCUGCAUCAGAAUAAUGUGGAGUUGGUAAACAUAGGAGGCACUGACAUUGUGGAUGGAAAUCAUAAACUGACCUUGGGCCUAAUCUGGAGCAUCAUUUUGCACUGGCAGGUGAAAGACAUCAUGAAGGAUAUCAUGUCACAUUUACAUCAGACAAACAGUGAGAAAAUUCUCCUGAGUUGGGUCCGGCAGUCAACACGCCCAUACAACCAGGUCAACGUACUGAACUUCACAACCAGCUGGACUGAUGGGCUAGCUUUCAAUGCUAUUAUCCACAAGUUCAAGCCUGGUCUUUUCAGCUGGGAAAAGAUUCUGAAGAUGUCCCCAGUGGAGAGACUGGAGCACUCUUUCAACCUAGCCAAACAACACUUGGCGAUUGAAAGACUUUUGGACCCUGAAGACGUUGCUGUUCCACUGCCAGACAAAAAGUCCAUCAUCAUAUACGUGACAUCCUUCUUUGAGGUUCUUCCUAAAGAAGUCACUAUGGACGACAUUCGUGAGGUAGAAACUCUGCCCAGAAGAUACAAUGUGGAGUGUGCGGAGAGCCAGUUCAACAGUCAGCAGAGUACAGCCUCUGAGGAGGAGAUGAGCCGCUCUUGCAUGGAGACCCCCAGCACAGUGAUGGAGAUGGAGAUGGAGGUGGACCUGGACAGCUACCAGGCCACACUGGAGGAGGUGCUGACCUGGCUGCUCUCUGCUGAAGACACUUUCCAGAUGCAGGAUGACAUCUCAAAUGACGUGGAGGAUGUCAAGGAUCAGUUCCACACCCACGAGGCUUUUAUGAUGGAGCUGACUGCGCACCAGAGCAGUGUAGGCAAUGUGCUGCAGGCUGGGAACAAGCUGAUUGCACAGGGUAACCUGACAGAAGAGGAGGAGGAUGAAAUCCGGGAGCAGAUGACUCUCCUCAACUCUCGCUGGGAGGGCCUGCGUGUGGCCAGCAUGGACAGGCAAGCCAGACUACAUGAAGUCCUGAUGGAGUUGCAACAGCACCAAUUACAACAGCUUUCUGACUGGCUGACUGAGACAGAAGCACGGAUUCGCAAGAUCGAGUUGGAGCCCUUUGCUGAUGAUAUGGAAGCCUAUAAAAAACAGAUGGAGCAACAUAAGGUCCUGCAGAAUGACCUAGAGAUGGAACAGGUGAAAGUAAACUCCUUGACUCACAUGGUGGUUGUUGUGGAUGAGAAUAGUGGAGAGGGAGCCACUGCUGCACUGGAGGAGCAACUGCAGAUGCUGGGUGAGCGCUGGGCAGCGGUUUGUCGUUGGACUGAAGAGAGGUGGCACAAAUUGCAAGACAUCCUCUUAGUGUGGCAACAAAUGAUAGAGGAUCAGCGCUUGUUCAAAGCGUGGCUUACAGAGAAGGAAGAAGCUUUAAGUAAAGUCCAGACCCGCCACUUCAAAGACCCCAGUGACAUUAAUGUUAAUGUUAGAAGAUUGGCGACUUUGAAGGAAGACAUGGAGAUGAAGCGCAGGACACUGGACCAGCUUAGUGAUGCAGGACAGGAUGUUGCACAGUUACUGAACAGCAAAAAAGUCCAAGACAAAAUUGACAGUGACAUGGAGGAACUGACACAGACAUGGGACAACCUGGUUCAAAAGCUGGAAGACUGUUCCAAUCAAGUGACAGAUUCGGUGGCAGAAUCAGGGAUGUCUCAGGUACAGGAGAAGGCUGUUAUAGAGACAAUCACAAUGACAGAGAAAAUGAACACAAAACAAUCCAAGCAAAAGCUGCCACCUCCUCCACCUCCCAAGAAACGGCAGAUGCACGUCGAUAUGGAAGUCAAAAAAUUGAAUGAAAGUGAAUUUGCUGAGAUUCUGAAUUGGAUUUUGAGAACACAAGCUUCCAUUCAAGCCUUGGAGUUCAAAGACUAUAAGAAGAUAAGAGCGACAUCUGGCAUAAAAGAAAAGAUUAAGUCUGUAGAUGCUGAGCUGACAGACAAACAGGAGAAGAUGGAGGAGGUAACCAGGUCUGGGCAAAAACUGUUGGAACAAAUGGAGAAAGAAGGCCUGCCUGCAGAAGAAGUACAAAGCACUUUAGAGAAAAUCUCCUCGGAAUGGAAGAACAGUGGCAGACAGCUGGAAGAGCUGAAAAAGAAGGUCCAGUACCAAGAUGAGAUCAAUGCUUUUUCCAAGGAGCUGCAGGAACUGGAGCAGGUUGUAAAGGGGAAGGAGGCGUGGCUGAAAGAAGUGCCCACUCAGGCUUCUGAGGAGCAGCCUGUACACACACUGAAGGCAUCCUGUGAGGCUGAGCUAACCCAGCUGACAGGUCUGAAUCCCCGAGUAGAGAAGUUGGCAUCUGUGGCUGCAGCACUUUGCAGGGAGCCUUCUUCCCCAAGCUUUGUCCAGGCUGACCUCAACACCCUCACUGCACGCUUCAGGGCAGUGCUGCAGGAACUCCAGAUCAAGCAGCAGCAACUGCAUACAGUCCUUGUCAGCCUCCCUUUCCAAGAACAUCAGGAUGCUAUAAAGAGUGUAUCAACUGUGCUGGAUGAAGCAGAGAGCAAGCUUUGCUCAAUUCAGAGUGAUGUGGUGGAUCCAGAAACGACUGAGAAUGCAAUAAAGAAUGCAAAGAUGCUUCAUGAAGAAUUGGAGCAACAGCAGCCAAUGAUAGAGAAACUGGCAGCAGUCGCAAAAAGACUGCAGGACCAGGAUCAAGGGAAUAUAACCAAAGGCUGCCUUGUAGGUUUUGAGGAUGUUCAAGCACGCUGGAAUACAUUGACUUCCAGGGCGAAGGAUGAGGUUUGCAAGCUGCAAGACGUUACGGCAAAUUUAGGAGAGUUUGAGGAUAAAUCUGGAGAAGUUCAGAAGUGGAUGGAUGGAGUGGAGAGCUUUCUGACCAAAGAGAAUGUUGCUUUGGAAGAUGCUGAGAAACUUCGGGAGGACUUGGAACAAUGCACGAUGUUUGUGAAUGAAAUGGAAAGUGUGGAAGUAGCUUUGAACAGCAUGAAAGACUGUGAAGCAGCACUGAAACAACAGUCAUUCCUAGGUCUGGGAGGCUGGGGACAGUCCAGACUAGCAAACUACCAGGCAAGAUGGGAGAAACUAGCUAAACAGAUUUUAAGCCACCAUGAUCGGAUAUCUGAGAACCAGGAGAAAGCAGAGAAUUUAAGGAAAGACUUGGCGGAGAUGCAAGAAUGGAUGAGCCAGGCGGAUGAGGAGUACUUGAUGAGGGACUUUGAAUACAAGACUCCAGAGGAGCUAGAGGGAGCUUUGGAAGAAAUGAAGAGAGCGAAAGAGGAUGUGUUACAGAAGGAGGUGAAAGUGAAGAUUAUGAAGGAUAGUAUCAACAUGCUGGUGGCAAAGUCGCCCCCUGGUGGCCAGGAUUUGACAUUGAAACUUGCUGUUGUGCUAAAGAAUUAUCAGAAACUUUGUGAUCGAUUUCGGAGCAAAUGUCACACUCUGGAGGAGGUUUGGUCUUGCUGGAUUGAGUUGAUGCAGUAUUUGGAUAUGGAGACAAACUGGUUAAACAAUCUGGAGGAGCAGGUCCAGAGUGCUGAGAACCUGCUAGACAGCACUGAGACUGUUAAUGAAGCGCUAGAGUCUCUGGAGUCUGUUCUGCGCCACCCUGCAGACAACCGGACACAGAUCCGGGAGCUUGGACAGACACUGAUAGACGGAGGAAUUCUGGAUGAAAUCAUCAGUGAAAAGCUGGAGGCCUUUAAUACACGCUACGAAGAGCUCAGUCACCAGGCUGUGAGGAGGCAGAUCUCUUUGGAACAGCACUUACAGUGUCUUCGGGAGAAUGACCAGCUUCUGCAGGCCCUUCAAGAGUCACUGACGCAGCUGGACCAGCAGCUGACCUCCUAUUUGACUGACAGGCUUGAUGCCUUCCAACUUCCACAGGAGGCACAGACCAUUCAAGCUGAGAUUGCUGCCUAUGAAGUCAGCUUGGAGGAGCUGCGACGAAGGAAUGCAGGCAACUUCCCCCCUGUCACCCCAGAGGGCAAGUCUCCUCGCGGGGGUACCUUACUGGACGUACUCCAGAGGAAGCAUCGGGAGAUAUCCACUAAAUACCAGCUCUUUCAGAAACCUGCCAACUUUGAGCAGCGGAUGCUGGAUUGUAAGCGUGUACUGGAUGGUGCCAAGGCUGAACUGCAGGUGUUGGAUGUGAGAAGUGUUGAGCCAGAUGAGAUAAAGGCUCACUUCGAUGGAUGCAUGAAACUCUACAAGACCUUAAGCGAGGUGAAAUUGGAGGUGGAGACUGUAAUUAAGACGGGAAGGCAGAUUGUACAGAAACAACAGACUGACAAUCCCAAGGGAAUGGAUGAGCAGCUAACUGCUUUAAAACUCCUUUACAAUGACCUUGGAGCUCAGGUGACAGAAGGCAAGCAGGACCUGGAGAAAGCCCUGCAACUCUCUCAAAAACUGCAGAAGGAGACGACAGCUCUGCAAGGGUGGCUCGCUGCAACAGAGACCGCACUAAACCAGAAGAACGCUUCAGAGAACAUGCCAGCUGAUGUCGAUGCGGAGAUUGCCUGGGCAAAUGGCGUGCUAAAGGAGCUGGAGAGGAGAAAGGCUAGCCUGAGCAGCAUCACAGAGAGCAGUGCUGCCCUGCAAGGCCUAGUAGAGGGCAGUGAGACUGGGCUGGAGGAGAGGCUCUGUGGGCUCAAUGCAGGCUGGGGACGAGUGUGCACCUGGACUGAGGACUGGCUCAGCACUGUGCUGAAACACCAGAAUGAGAUGGAGAUCUUCGAUGAGAAUUUGGCCCACAUUAGCACUUGGCUCUACCAAACAGAAAUUUGCUUAGAUGAGACAGAUAAACAGACCCCAAGCGAGAAGGAGGAAGUCAUCAAGAACCUGCUCUCUGAACUGGAUGAUGUUAGUUUACGUGUGGACAGUGUGCGGGAUCAAGCAAUUAUUCUGAUGACUAGCAGAGGGUCGGCUAGCCGUGAAGUUGUGGAACCCAAACUGGCAGAACUAAAUCGCAACUUUGAGAAGGUUUCCCAGCAUAUUAAAUCUGCUAAGAUGUCUGUGGGUACAGAGCCCCUGACCUAUGAAGUCAGUGUCAGGCAGGAGGGGCAGAAGAUGGAGAAGGUGCCCUCUGAUGACUUGCACCUGUUUGACAAGGACUUGCAGAACCUGCUCAAGAACCUGGACAGGCAGCUGGAUUCCCCUGAGCAGCAUUCUCAAGAUGAUGAAAAGAUGGAUGAAGAAAAGGCUCUGAUAGAAGAGAUGCUGCAGAAGGGAGAGCAGAUGUUACAGCAAACCUCGGGCAACGGCAAGAGAGAAGAGAUAAGCAAGAAGCUGUUGAUGCUGCAGACCAAGUACAGUACUCUGAGGGAGUUGAAGUUAAUCCAGAAGAAGCAGACCGCUGAACUAACCCCAGGAUUUUCUCAGUUUAAACAAGAAAAGGACAGUCUGCUAAACUGGAUGGAUGAGACAGAGAACCGGUUGUCAGGACUGCAUGGAGUUGAAGAUGAUCAGAAGUUACAGGAGUUGCUGCAGGAACUAGGUUUAAGAAAAGAAGAAUUCAAUGCCCUUCAGAAGGGACAGAACUUAUCCCAGUAUGAAAGUGCAGAACUGAACAACGAGCAAAUUGAUAGACGCUGGCAGGAGAUUGAGAGCCAAUUCUUAUUGUUUCAACGAACACAUUUCAAAACCUCUCAAGUACCUGUGCAUUACAAGGCUGUGGAUGGGCCAUCCCUCUUGCCUUCUGACUACCUUCUUGAAGUUAACAAAGUCCUACAGGCAAUGGCUGACAUUGAGCUGUUGCUGAAUUCGCCAGAGCUCAGCAGUGGGAUAUACGAGGACUUUUCCAGUCAAGAGGAUGCAUUAAAGUAUAUAAAGGACAUGCUUGAAAAACUUGGAGAGCAAGUAGCUGUCAUUCACGAGAAGCAGCCUGAUGUGAUCCUGGAAGCGUCGAGUGCUGAGGUUGUGCAAAUAGGGGACAGACUGACCCAGCUGAAUUCAGAAUGGGACAGACUUAAUAGAAUGUACAAUGACCGAAAAGGAUGCUUUGACAAGUCUGUGGAGGAGUGGCGGCAGUUCCAUUGUGAUCUGAAUGACCUCACCCAGUGGGUGACUGAAGCUGAGCAGUUGCUUGCUGAUGGUAGUGAUCCCGAUGGUGUCCUGGACCUUGACCAGGCAAAGAUGCAACAGCAGGAGCUUGAGGAGGGCCUGACUAGCCACCAGUCCAUCUAUACAACUUUAAACAAGACUGGAGAGGGAAUCAUUGGGCAGCUUUCUGUCCCAGACAGCAGCCUCUUGCAGGAGAAACUGAGCAGACUGAAUAAGAGGUGGAAAGCAAUCUCCAGGGAGGUUAGAGAGCGGCAGAACAGACUUAAAGGGGAACACAACCAGCUGACAGAUUUCCUGAAGAGGACGGAUGAACUGGGUCUCUGGUUAGACGAGGCAGCGUGCACUGUAGGAAAUUUACCAGUGACUGCUACAGACAGAAACUUAAAAGAAUUAAAGGCACUGGCAGAAAAGAUGGAUUCUGAGAAUGAAAAACUUAACUGGCUCAAUAAAAAUGGACCUCAGAUAUUAUCAAGCAGAGGCAUGAGCCUGCAAGAAAGAGAUAAACAUGUUACCAGACUGAGAGCUGUAAAUAUGAACUGGAGCAAGGUAUCCAGGGAGCUUUUUGACAAAGUUGGUGAGGUUGAGGUUAACCUCCAAAACCAAAGCCAGUUCCAGGACAAAAUUAACCAGCUCUCUGAUUGGGUGAGCGUGAAGAGGCAGAAACUGAGCACAAAAGGACCCAGUCGGAUGUCUGCUUCAGAGCUUCAGAUGUUUGAGACCACAAUGAAGGAACGCAAAACCGAGAUGGAGGAUCUUCUUGCCAGAUCUAUUGAUCUUCAGAAAAGGCAGCAGUUACUUCCUCAAGAAAAGAGUAAAAUAGAGCAGCUGGCUGCUGAUUGGAAGGCACUUGACUUCAUAUUGAAGGAGGUUGUUCAGCAGCCCACUGUCAGCUGUACUCAACAGGUCACACAGCAAAGGGUCACAGUCCCCUCCGUGGUCCAGAUGGCCAGCCUGGUGACCUCAGAUGCUACCCAUCAGACUGUGCAGAGUCCAGAUCCGGUAGCCCCCACAGAUCUGAAUGAGACAGCCACAGAGCUUGCUGAUUGGCUGGUUCUGAUAGACCAGAUGCUGAAGUCAAACAUAGUGACUGUAGGGGAUGUAGAUGAGAUCAGAGCCACUGUCGAGCGCCUAAAGAGGACAAAGGCUGAUCUGGAGCAGAGGCACCCUCAGCUGGAGGAUAUCUUUACCUUGGCUCAGAAUAUCAAGAAUAAGACUUCUAAUGUAGAUGUACGGACAUUCAUUACAGAGAAAUUGGAACGGGUGCGCAACCAGUGGGACAGCACUCAGCACGGUGUGGAGACAAGGCUGCAGCAACUGGAGGACAUGGUGACUGACAGCAACCAAUGGGAGGAGCAGAGGAGAGAGGUAGAGAUGCUCAUUGGUCAGAACGAGGUGCGCCAGCACAACCUGCAACAGCUCUCCAAGGAACCCCUGACCAAACAGCUGGCAGAUUACAAGAUGUUUUUGCAAGACUUGAACAAGGGACAGAUUGCAGUAGCAGCCUUCAAUGACCUCUCUGGCAAACUGCUCCGUGACUAUCCAAAUGACGACACCAGGAGGGUGAAGGAGGCCACUGACAGGAACAAUAUGGCAUGGAACACUAUAAAUAACAGGGCCAGUGAUAGACAGAGCUCCCUGGAUUCUGACAUCAAGAUGCUGCAGACCUCUCUCAAGGAAAUGGAGGGCUUUCUCAAGUGGCUGCAAGAGGCAGAGACCACAGGAAAUGUGCUGGCUGAUGCCUCACAGAGGGAAAGUCUUUCACAAGACAGUGUCCGUGUCAAAGAGCUGAGAAAUCAACUGGAGGACAUUCAGGCAGAGAUUGAUGCUCACAAUGACAUCUUUAAGAGCAUUGAUGGCAACAGGCACAAGAUGGUGAAGGCUCUGGGAAGCUCUGAUGAGGCUGUGUUUCUCCAGCAUCGAUUGGAUGACAUGAACCAGCGCUGGAGCGAGCUGAAGGCAAAAUCUGCUAACAUCAGGGCCCAUUUGGAGGCUAGUGCAGAGAGAUGGAGCAGGCUACUGGCUUCACUGGAAGAUCUGUGCAGGUGGCUGAAUCUCAAAGACGAGGGGCUGAAGAAACAGAUGCCGAUAGGAGGAGAUGUCCCAACUUUGCAACAGCAGCACAGCCACUGCACUGCGCUGCAUUACGAGCUGAAGGAUAAAGAGCAGGCUGUUCAUAAUGCCUUGGACCAGGCCAGAAUGUUCCUGGCAGAUCAGCCCAUUGAGGGUCCCGAAGAGCCCCGGCGAAACUUGCAACCCAAAGCAGAGCACACUCCAGAAGAGAAAGCCCAGCGACUCGCCAAAGCCAUCCGCAAGCAGUCUGCAGAGGUGAAGGAGAAGUGGAAGAGGCUGAACGCCCAUGCCGGCAGCUGGCAACAGCAGGUGGAUAAGGCGCUGGGCAAGCUGCAGGACUUGCAGGGAGCUAUGGAUGAGCUGGAUGUCCACCUGACUGAGGCAGAGAGUGUCCGUACUGGCUGGCAGCCAGUAGGAGACCUCCUCAUUGACUCCUUGCAAGAUCACAUUGACAAAACCACAGCAUUCAGAGAAGAAAUUGCCCCAAUGAAACAAGAAGUCAAAAUAGUAAAUGAUUUGUCCAGUCAGCUGUCACCUCUUGAUGUUACUGUGUCGUCAAACACCUCUCGUCAGCUUGAUGACCUGAAUAUGCGCUGGAAACUCCUACAAGUUGCAGUGGAGGAUCGCCUCAAGCAGUUACAGGAAGCCCACCGGGAUUUCGGACCAUCAUCGCAGCAUUUCCUCUCCACUUCAGUUCAGCUUCCAUGGCAGAGAGAUGUAUCCCAUAACAAAGUUCCCUACUACAUCAACCAUCAGACCCAGACUACCUGUUGGGACCAUCCAAAGAUGACAGAGCUGUUCCAGUCUCUUGCCGAUUUAAACAAUGUCCGUUUCUCUGCCUACCGAACGGCAAUGAAGAUCCGAAGGCUUCAGAAAGCGCUUUGCUUGGACUUGCUGGACCUUGGUGUGGCGCAGAAUAUUUUUGAACAGCACAAAAUUACCCAAAAUGACCAACUUUUGAAUGUCCCAGAUGUAAUUAACUGUUUGACAACCAUUUAUGAUGGGCUGGAGCAGAAUCAUAAGGACCUAGUAAAUGUGCCCCUUUGUGUAGACAUGUGUCUAAACUGGCUGCUGAACGUGUAUGAUACUGGUCGGAGUGGGAAGAUUAGGGUGCUGUCUAUGAAGAUUGGACUGCUGUCUCUUUCCAAGGGGCUUUUGGAAGAAAAAUAUAAAUAUAUUUUUAGACAAGUCGCUGGCCCUACAGAGAUGUGUGAUCAGAGGAACUUGGGACUGCUGCUUCAUGAUGCCAUCCAGAUCCCUCGGCAGCUAGGAGAAGUGGCUGCCUUUGGAGGCAGCAACAUUGAACCCAGCGUCCGCAGCUGCUUCUUGCACACCCAGAACAAGGCAGAGAUUGAGCACAAGCAGUUUGUGGACUGGAUGCGCUUGGAGCCGCAGUCUAUGGUCUGGCUUCCUGUCUUACAUCGCGUUGCUGCAGCGGAGACAGCAAAGCACCAGGCCAAGUGUAACAUCUGUAAAGAGUGUCCGAUUGUCGGAUUCAGGUACCGCAGUCUGAAGCACUUCAACUAUGAUGUCUGCCAAAGCUGUUUCUUUUCCGGACGUACCGCCAAGGGCCACAAAUUAAACAAUCCAAUGGUGGAAUACUGUACUCCUACAACCUCCGGGGAAGAUGUACGAGAUUUUACAAAGGUACUGAAAAACAAGUUUAGAUCCAAGAAGUACUUUUCGAAACACCCUCGACUAGGAUACCUGCCAGUGCAGACAGUACUGGAGGGUGAUAACAUGGAAACUCCUGUCACACUCAUCAGUAUGUGUCCGGAGCAGUAUGAACUCUUGCAGUCUCCACAACUCUCUCAUGAUGACACUCAUUCCAGGAUAGAGCAUUAUGCAAGCAGGUUGGCACAGAUUGAGAGGUCAAAUGGAUCCCUGCCUACAGACGGCAGCUCCACAACAGGAAGUAUGGAGGACGAGCACAUGUUGAUCCUGCAAUACUGUCAGACACUGGGUGGAGAGUUGCCCCUCAGCCAGCCCCAGAGCCCAGCACAGAUCCUGCAGGCCGUAGAAGAGGAGGAGCGGGGAGAGCUGGAGCGGGUCAUUGCCAAACUCGAGGAGGAGCAGAGGAAUCUUAGGAUAGAGUACGAACACCUGAAGGAGCAGCACUGUCUGAAAGGCGCCUCUUCCCUGCCCUCGUCCCCAGACUCGGUGGUCUCUGGACAGCACAGCGGCCCAGCAGAGGCAGAACUCCUGGCCGAGGCCAAACUCCUGCGGCAGCAUAAGGGCCGGCUCGAGGCCAGGAUGCAGAUUCUGGAAGACCAUAACAAGCAACUGGAGUCCCAGCUUCAUAAGCUGCGGCAGCUGCUCGAGCAGCCUGAAACCGAUUUCCAAAUAAAUGGAGUUUCGUCAUCUACUCCCCUUGAGCAUUCUUUCGUGAACAACUCAGUGAAUCAGGACAUUGGUUCACACGUGGAUCAUGCAGAUGACUUGUUAGUCCUUUCACACAAUACUGGCACAGACUUGGCAGAUGUCAUGGAGCAAAUCAAUAACACCUUUCCUGCAUGUAUUCCAACAGCAAGCCUUGCUCCAAGACAGCAGCAGGGCAAUGCAACCCCAGCACCCCUAGCCACCAGUAACAGUUCAGGUUAUGUGAAGUCGUAGCCAUUUAGAAGUGGAACACAAGGCACACCCCCCUAUGAACGAACCACUUUUAUAAAGACCAGAUAUAUAUUUGCAAAUAAUGGAGACUGCAUUGAAACUUCUGUCUCACAAGCUACAGACUUAAGUGAACUUAAGUCGAAGGAGUGAACUACUGAAGACCCAAAGACAAGGACCAGGACCAUAGAAUUUUAUAUUUUGUCUUUCUUGUACUAUGCAAUUGUACAUUUAUGAACUGUAGAUUCGGAGUUGGUUAAACAUUUGUUUGUGAUUUGUAUAAAUAUGCAGCAAUUUGGGGGAGGGGGCUUUAUAUAUGCCUUUUUGCUAUACUGAGUAUGGUUUAGAUACUGUAUAUUGGGUAUUAAACUUACAUUUAUACAUUCUACAGCGCUAUUGACUUAACACAGCGAAAUGUCUUUCUUUCACUUCAAACAUUGUUACCUUCCAGACAAUGAAUGAGACAGUGUUCUUAAAAACUGCAAGGGUUCUGGGGUAAAAAUAUUUGAAGAGACUGUUUCAUUGAUUGAUUAAUUAUAUAUAUAUAUAUAUAUAUAUAUAUAUAUAUAUAUAUAUAUAUAUAUAUACACACACACACACACAGAGUAGUCUGUCACAUAUCCGACUGCAGUGGGACCAGAGUAAAGGCAGAUAUGUAAAAAGUCGGGUAAAUUAAUCUUGUUUUAAUUACCAUUAUACACAGCUGUAACAAUUACUAUAUUCACACAAUUAUUGUUUUGAAAUUCAGCUUUUAUUAGGGAGUGCCCCUAAAUCCCUUGUUAAAACACAGGGUAUUAAUGCUUGUGACAGGGUAGCAGUCUGCCGUGUGGGUGCGUGCAUUCGCUGCUGAGUGACAGGCAGGAGAGCGAGACGGAGGUUGAAGCUGAUACGCCCUGCAGAUGAACAGGAUUUAUUUACAUAUCAACACACCGAACAGCUCACGUGACACUACCAGCAAUGGUAGCGCACAGAGUACAUACAACGCCAUGUACGAAAACCUUAGUGUCUCGGAACUAAUCUUCUCUGUUCAAUAAUAAACAAACUGGCUACUCACCCAGCUGUCGACGGUUUCGACUUGCUUACUCACUCCGGUGUCCAACCCAGGUUCUGGUUCUCUCUCUCUCUCUUUUUCUCUCUCUAACAUGCACAUGCACACACACACACACACACACAUCAGGGAAUUUCAGCUUCUUUAGCCCAGCUGACUUUGGUUUUGCAGCAGCCCUGAGGUGAAUAAAUGGAACCUUUUUAUACCUGAUGCCCUGCUGGAACACACUACCUGCUGAUUAGAUUCCACACCUGGUAAUCACACACAGCAGGCAGGCUCUCCCAGGAGUGUUAGGUACAUCAUUAAUUAAUUACAAUACCUACAAACUAUUUACAAUAUACAUUUACACAAAAAAAACUCUAUGUGCAGGGCUCCUGCCCUGCCACAGUGCAGUAUACUCUUACAUUAGUGUCAGGUAAUUUACACAUAGCAAAAAUGCAUAGGUUUACGAGGAAAAAGAAAAAACUUUCAAUUAUAAGCACAACUCGCUUUCGCUUUGCUGUAGCCGUUUGGCAUUAGCGGUGUACACGUGGGUGAUGUUGCUGAAGAGCUUGAUCAUGACGGAUAAACGGUUAGGGCGGAUAUGUGACGGGCAUACACAUGAUGGAUUACUGUGUGUGUGUAUAUGUAUGCAUAUAUAUAUAUAUAUAUAUAUAUAUAUAUAUAUAUAUAUAUAGUAAUAAAACCUCAUACAAAACAAUGGUGUGCUAUUGUGUGUUUUUGCUAAUUAGGCAUGCUUAAAAUUCAAAGCUAGAGCACAGCACACAGUCACAUUUAAGAAUCAAGAAGUGCAGUUAAGAUAUCUAUUGACUGGUGAAAUACAAUUCACAGUAUGUCAACUGUUUUGUCAUUUAAAAUAUUUUCACAAAACAAACAUUAAACUUUAAAGCUACAGUGUGCUGUGCAAAAGCACAUCAUGAAAAACCACAUUUGUAGGUGAAAAACGCUAGAAUAAAGUCGCUGCAUUUAAAAAAAAUAUAUAAACGUAAAAUUUUCGGUCCUCUAAAAUAAAUGGCUUUACAUCAUCUCUAAGUAAGAAAUUGGAGUCCAGUGUGAAAACACAACAUGAAAUAAUAAAUUAAUGUAGCAUCCAAAGUUGCACUAUAGCAUUAAAAUGUUCAAUAAAAUAAAAAAUACCUUAGUUACAAGCUCUUGCAGUUUAAAAAAAAUUGAAACCGCCCAAAUCUUCAUCAUCUGAACCUUCAUCAUUGAUGAUGCAAGCAAUUGUCUGAAUCAUUCAAUGCACAGAGCAACUACUUAUAGGCAGUGAGCCGCGAUAUUUCCCCUCAGGCAUUAUUUGCGUAUGGUUAUUAAAAACUGGAAAUUAAUGGUGAAAGUUUUACUUUCAGCUAAAAGUUAGGGGGUGUGGGGCGGGGGGGGGUGUAUUUUAUCUUUCUUAAAUUAUUGAAUAAAUAAAAAAGAUGUGAAACAGGCUCUUUCAAUUCUGGCUGUGCCUAUAAAAAUAUAAUUCCGGUAUAAACCAGAGAUUUGAAUACCAUAGGGACAUUAAUACAGAAUACAUGCUUUUUUUGGCAUGAACUAUCGAGGCCUAAGAUGAUUUUAUGUGUUGUAUGUCGUUUUUAAUCAGAAGAAAGCCAUGACUGCCUUUCUACCUCAGACACAAUCCCAUUAGUAUUGUGAUUUCUAUUUUUGUUGAGUGGUAUUUCACAAACACAUACAGGCUGUUAGACAGGCGCACGAUCAGAAGAAGAAAAACACCCAUAUAGCUAUCCACGGUUUAGUGUGUAUAAAAUUCGCUUUGACUUUUGACAUUUUCUUGACAAUGUAUGCAAUGUGUUCUGUGCUAUUCUAUCAUAUAAUGACAAGUUAUUACACUAUUGUCAACUCCCUCAACUGUGCCCUUGGGUGAUGAUAUAGUAAACUUUAUACAAGGAACUUUGUCAUUUUGAGGUAUAUAGUGUACACUGAUCACACUACAUCUAAUAUGGCUACAUAUGUUUAUUCCAAAUAAAGAAAGUAAAAGUAUA
Messenger RNA from Acipenser ruthenus (sterlet), 14615 nucleotides. Its product is annotated as utrophin-like. The transcript is spliced from 80 exons. Gene Ontology annotation, molecular function: protein binding; zinc ion binding. Lineage: Eukaryota; Metazoa; Chordata; Actinopteri; Acipenseriformes; Acipenseridae. The coding region runs from base 591 to 11585 and encodes 3664 amino acids. Gene Ontology annotation, cellular component: plasma membrane. Gene Ontology annotation, biological process: synaptic signaling. The record is from RefSeq and is a predicted model, not a curated record.